AUGAUUAAAUUAUUGUUUAUAUUUAUUUUAUUGGUUAAUGUAUUUCAAUAUACACAAUCAAUUGAUUUUCCAUCAAAUUCCAAAUAUGGAAUAUUUUUAAAUACUACAAAUCAAAACGAUGAUAUUAAAUCAUUAACAAGAGAAUAUGAAAAUAUGAUAAAAGAUUUACACAAUUCAAAUAAUAAUAAUAUUAUUGAAUAUGAAAAAUCCCUUAAGGAUAUUAUAAAACAACUUGAUAAAAUCCAAUAUCCUUUAAAUAAUCAUACAACCAAUGAAUUGGAUUGGAUUAAUUUUAAUAAUAACAAUAUAAAUGUACCAAAAAAAAGUUUAAAUAUAGCGAUUGUAGUUUCAAGUUUUGAAGGGAUUUAUUCUACCUCUGGUAUUGGUACAUUGUAUUCGAUUUUGGCCGAUUAUUUAGUGUCAUUGGGUCAUCAAGUGACGGUCAUUUACACCAGAGAUGAAACUACCGAAAAGAUGAGUUUCUAUGAAUGGAAACAACACUUGAAAUUAAAUAGAAAGAUAGAGUUGGUUAAUCUCCCUCCUUUAUCAGUGCCAAUUACCAACACCCCACAUAUCCGUAAAUCCUACCAAGUCUACCACUACCUCAAGAACAAUCCACCAUUUGAUGUUGUCCAUUUACACGAUUUCGAAGGUUUGGGUUACUAUUCAUUGGCCGCCAAAAAGUCUGGUCUCUUCUUUUCCGAGACCAAGUUUAUCACUGGUAUCCACGGUCCAUCGGCAUGGGUUAUCGAAUCCAACACCAAAAGCUCACCUGCUCUCGAAUCUGAAUUGGAAGUUGACUAUAUAGAAAGACGUUCCGUUGAAUGGUCCGAUGUAAUCUGGGCUCCAAGUACCUAUAUGAUCAAUUGGAUGAUUCAACAUAACUGGGAUUUUGGUAGAAAGUCGUUCAACCAAGAUAUGUAUCUUAUGCCAUUCUUACCAAGAACCAGUAGUAUAGAUUCAAAGAUUGAAGAUGAUUCUUCCUCAUCGCCAAUCAAAGAACUUGUAUUCUUUGGUCGUUUAGAAUCAAGAAAGGGUAUUGUAUUGUUUUGUGAUGCUCUUGACCUUUUGUUUACUGGUGAUAAAAAGUCUGUUCCAAAGGUAUCCGUCACCUUCCUCGGUCGUUCAUCCACCAUCAACGAUCAAGAUUCUCUCGUCUACUUGAAAGGUCGUGCUUCAAAGUGGGCAUCCUAUACCAAAGUUUCAUAUUUGCUUGAUAAAUCAUCUGGUGAAGCAAUUCAAUAUUUAAAAGAAAAAAGUAAUAGAUUAGCUGUAAUACCAUCAUUAGAAGAUAAUUCACCAUAUACAUUGUAUGAAUGUUUAUAUGAUAGAAUACCAUUUAUUGCAAGUGCAACACCAUCUAUAUUACCAUUGAUCAAAGAAUCUGAUAGAGAUCAAGUAACAUUUGAUACCAAGUCAUACCAAUUACUUCGUACUCUGUUACAAACCAUCAAGAAGGGAGUUAUAGUAGCAAGACCAACAUUUACACCAACAGAAUCAACUCAAGCAUGGUCUGCAUUCUAUCCAUCCAUCUUUGCUGCAGCUGAAAAGAAACAACACUCUGUCAUUGUUUCUCCUUCAUCGUCUACCACUACUACUCCAUUAGUAUCAAUUUGUAUCACUCAUUACAAUAGACCACAUUAUUUGGCUCAAGCAAUUGAAUCAAUUGAAAACCAAUCAUACAAAAACUAUGAAGUCAUCUUGGUAGAUGAUGGUAGUAAUUCAACUGAAGCAAUCGACUAUUUAAAGAAGCUUGAACCACAAUUCAGACAAAAGGGAUGGAAGAUUAUUAGAACACCCAAUAGAUAUUUGGGAGCUGCCAGAAACACCGCUGCCAAGGAAUCGAGUGGAGUGUGGUUAUACUUUUUGGAUGAUGAUAACUAUGCCUAUCCCGAUGCUAUCGAGUCGUAUGUCAAGGUUGCACUCAACACAAAUGCAGAUGUCGUCACUGCCCCACAUUCCAUUAUUACAAGCUCAGCCGUUCCAAGCAAGGAAUUGAUCACCAAGCAGUGGGUUCCAUUGGGUCCAUCGAUCGUCGUCGGUGUCUUUAGAAACUGUUUUGGAGAUGCCAACUUUUUCAUCAAGAGAAAGAGUUUUGAACGUAUUGGAGGAUUUACUGAAGAGUAUGGCGUCGGUCUUGAAGACCACGAGUUAUUGUCCAAGUUGGCCAUCAACGGAUUCAAGCAGUCGAUUGUCACUGAACCAUUGCUCUACUACCGUAUCCACGAUCUCGUCAAUCAAAUGGUGUUCAAAACCAAUACCAAGAUGAAUCAAAUGCGUUAUAUUCGUCCAUACAGCCAGUUGUUCCAAGGUGACAACAAGCCGUUGAUCAAUCUCCUCGCCAGAAAGGUUGUAUCACACGCUGUCGCCGAGCAAUUUUGUAACAUCACUUUGUCGUCUGUCUCUCCAAGCACCGGUCCAAUGACGGGCGGUACAACGAUUACCAUCUCUGGUUCAGGGUUUUUGGACUGCUCUAUUACACGUGUUCAAGUUGGACCUGGUACUUGUGCAGGUUUGACUGUAUUGUCUGCACGUCAAAUGACCUGUAGAACCUCUCCAAACCAAGCAUCUACACCUUUGGAUGUAUCAGUGUACACUUCAAAUGGUGGGCACUUUACGUUGUUCUCUGCCUUUACUUACACUGCUUUGGGUGCACCCGUUGCACAGGAAUGUGCUCUUGAUCCAACUGGCACUUCCAUCAGCUGUAGAUUCGACCCACAGACCAAAAAGAAUGCCGGAAGCUGCGCAAGCUUCUUCUCGGCCGACACGACUGUCACCUUUGGCACCAACCCCACUUGUCAAUGGUCAGAUGGGUUUACACUGACCAUCACCCUCGGCACCUCUUCGACCAUCUCAGUUGGUGACGCUAUCUCGAUCAGAGCAGGUUCCAUCACAUCACUUGGUGGUGAACCAAACAACCAGCAGACUAUCGAGUUGAUUGGCGGUGAACCAGUACCACCCGUCGCCUCCAUCAACGCUCCAUCCGUCGUCGGACCUUGUAAUGUUGUCGAGUUGGACGGUAGCCGUUCUGCAGGUGGAGGUGGUAGACAAUUGGAUUUCGUUUGGUCUGUCGUAUCUGCACCCGACCAUAUGAAACAACUCACACAGAUUCUCUCAGAUGCAAAGGGAUCUAAAGUCGUCCUCCCCAACAACACACUCACAAUUGGAAGUACCUACGAGUUUGCCCUUAAAGUCACCAACUGGCUCGGCAAGUCUGACAAGACCUCUGUCACCAUCUCAAAGGUAUUCAACGAUGUCAUCACUGUCAAUAUCUUUGGACCUAGUCAGAUCCGUAUCCCAUCCAUCCCCAUUUCACUUGAAGGUGUUGCUUCGGCCAAUGGCUGCUCGGGCAACCAAAACAGCAACUUUGUCUACCAAUGGCGUGUCACUCCCGACCUCUUGGUACCCGUCAAUCUCAAUGGUCGCAGCUUGUUUGUACCAGUCAAUGCCUGGAGAUCGGGUGAAAACUACACAUUCACAUUGUCUGCUACAGCUGGUGACUCGACUGGAGAAGAUACAGUCAACGUCUCGAUCAACAAGAGAAACAUCUUGGCCAAGAUUUCUGGUGGUGACCGUACAUUUGCAAAGGGAGAGAUGAUCACACUCGAUGCCAGCUCUUCAGUCGAUCCAGACAAUAGCGAGGGUAGCGACAGCUCCAUCACCUACUCUUACAAAUGGGUCUGUACCGUAUCCGAACAGACUGUUGGUAAUUGUCCACUCGAGUCGUUGAGCGAGCCAAUCAUCAGCUUCAACUCAUCCGAGUGGGACGCUGGAAAGUAUGUCAUCUCGGUCGAGGUAAUUCCAUCGGACAACAUCCGUCGUAGUGGUGUCGCCAUCACCUGGAUUCAAUUGACCAACUUUGAUUUCAUCGAUGUCACCAUUGACAAGAGCACCAUUCCCGACCACAUUGAUCCAGGAGCCAAGUUAGUUCUCUUGUCUGUACUCCACAACAACCCCAUUCCAAUUGAGAGACUUUCCUUUUUGUGGUCUGUCCUCGAGGGUGACUUGUCGAUCGAUCAACCAUACAGCACCCCCGUCACUGGUAGAAACCUUGCCAUUAAAUCGGGUGCACUUGCUCCAAACACACUCUACACCUUUCAAGUAGUCGUCGAAGAUAAAACCACCAAGGUUCAAGGAGAAGCAACUGUCUCAUUUAGAACCGAAGCACGUCCAUCCGGUGGAAAGAUCAACUGUUACACCAAAAAGGGUGGCGUCAUGGACAAGUACACUUUUGACUUGGGCCGUUCUUGGGCAGCUGCCACUGGUAUCUCUGGUUACAGUUUUAGAUACAGAACCAAGGAUAGUAAUGAAGAGAUCCCACUUUGUGAAAAGUCUGUAUCCAAUCGUUUGACAACCCAUCUUCCACCAGGAGAACUCGUCAUCAUUGGUUAUGUCAUGUCUGGUACCGGUGUUGCAUCCUCAUCGACCUGUGACGUUGUCGUUGAAGCUCCAUCACACGAUCAAAAUGAAAAGGUACUCGACUUUGUCUCGAAUAUCAUCAAAUCCAAAGACACUAACUUUUUCGAACUCGGAACCUCACUCAAGAUUGCCAACUCUGUCGUCGAACCACCAUCUGGAAAGGCAUUGAGUUCAGGGCAAGUAGCUCAAAAAGUUGCAUCCAUCAAGGCAUCGGCCCUCGUCACUAUUGAAAAGCUCACCAAAGAUUUGUCAAGAAAUGAUGGUGUCGACAAGUUACUCGACCAAGCCGACUACUCUACCGAAUCAUCUGAAAACGUUCCAUUGUUGACACCCGAUGAAUCACCUGCUCCAGCAGCAUCUGGAUCACUCGUCAUCACUUCUGAAGGAUUAACAUCUGUAGUUGAUAUUUUAGUUAGUACUACUGAAGAAUCAUCACGUCUCUCGCCAGACUAUCUCAGAAGAUCGUCCAAGAUCCUUAGAGGUAUUACAUUCCACAUGAUCGAGAACCCAGUCUAUCCACGUGGUAUCUAUGGUAGUGUUGAAGUCGUAUCAAACAUUGCCAAGCAACUUUUGAACCAAAUCCCACACAUUGACCCCAAGUAUCGUAGCACUGCUGGUAAUGUCAGUUUUGCCAUCGAAGAGUGUGCCUCCAACAUUGCCAGCGCUGUUCUCUAUCGUCAGACUGCCGGUGAAGAUGCAACCACCAUUUCUCGUAACGGUGUCUCUAUCACAACCUACAAGCACGAAUUGGAAGCACUCCACAAGAAGGGUGGUUUCAUGAGUGGUAUGGAUGGCGAACCAAUCUUUUCCUUCAAGAGAGGUAUUUUCAAGAAUGCCGUCGCAGGUAGCAACAAGACCGAUGAAGUCAGUGCCAAGUAUGUCGUACUCCCAGGAAACACCCAUUACUUUGCCAAGCAUUCACUCGGUAAAUUUGCAGGGAACAAUGUAUUCAGUCUUGAGUUUACUCAACAAGACGGACAAAAGCUCAAUGUCAGCAACCUCGUCGAACCCAUUGUCAUUGACGCUGGUAAAUACUCCAAGAGCUCCGAGUACAAGUGUGUAUGGUGGGAUGAAAAGAAGUCGGAUUGGUCCGACAAGGGAUGUAAAACCGAGAGAGAUGGAGAGACUGUCCUCUGCAAAUGUAACCAUCUCACCCAGUUUGCUCUCUUGCAAGGUAUCCAACAUGGAUCCAAUCUCACUAGAAUCUUUAUCAUUGUUGGCUCUGUCGUAGGUGGUGUUGUAGCUGCCAGUGCUCUCGUCGCCGGUGUUGUCAUUGGUGUCAGAAGAAGAAAGAGAAGAGCUGCCGCUGAUAACAAGGAUGACAAGAAGGAUCAACCAAACAAAAAGAAAAAGAUUGAUCCAGCUGCUGCCAAGACCAACAACAAAAAGGAUAAAUCAUUUGGUAAUGAAAAUGAAGAAGAGUACAUCUACAAUGAAUUCAAAGAGGUAUACGAAAUGGCCAAACAAAAGGAAGUCCAAUCGCUCCAAAAGAAGAAUGGUAUCUGUAUUCCAUCACCAGUAAGCACUCUUGCCGCCGUAUCAAACCAACCAACUCCAGUCGAAUCUUCGCCAUCUCAAUACGGUCCAUACAUUGAGAACCAUUCCCAAGCUGCCUCCACCAUCCAAAAGGCAUGGAGAAAGCGUACUCAAUCACGUUCUCUAGAAAAGGAAUUGGAGGUUGAACAAAUCUUGGACAAUAUCGAUGAAUUGUUAGCUGACCAAACUUCAGAUCCAUUCGAAGCCAAUCAAUACCACUAUGACGCUGAUCCAAAUGUCGAUUAUGACGAUAUCUCUUCAUCAGAUGAUGAUGAUCAAAACUCUGGUGUACAAGCUUAA
This is a messenger RNA of Cavenderia fasciculata, 6255 nucleotides long. It is a transcript of the gene pgtD, whose product is annotated as IPT/TIG domain-containing protein. The transcript is spliced from 5 exons. NCBI's taxonomy places the organism in Eukaryota, Evosea, Eumycetozoa, Acytosteliales, Cavenderiaceae. Gene Ontology annotation, molecular function: glycosyltransferase activity. The record is from RefSeq and is a predicted model, not a curated record. The coding region runs from base 1 to 6255 and encodes 2084 amino acids.